CUUCAAGCACGCAGGCGCAGUUUGAAAUAAAUGACGUCACUGUAAUGGCGGACAUUACCUUGUGACAGUGUUAUUUUUGCGAAUGCGUUGAUUUAUUGGACAAUUUUACCCGGACUGGACAAUUUUUAAACCAGCAGUACCUCAUUUACGCAUAGAAAGACCAUCAAGAUGCUAAUUACACUAAAAACAUUGCAACAGCAAACGUUCAAAGUUGAAAUUGAGCCGACUAAAACGGUAAAGGACCUGAAAGCCAAAGUAGAAGAAGUUAGAGGCAAAGAUGGCUUCCCAGCUGCUGGACAAAAGCUUAUAUAUGCAGGAAGAAUAUUGGCAGAUGAUAAACUGAUUAGUGAUUAUAAUAUGAGUGAAGAAAACUUUGUAGUUGUCAUGGUUACAAAGCCCAAGGCUGCCCCUAAAACAGAAUCAACUGUGGAAAGCAAGCCAGCAACAGCACCUUCUCAACCGGCGGAGAAACCAAAAGAGGAGAAAAAAGAAGAAACAAAAGAAGAGAAAAUAGACGAUAAACCACCUACAGAAAGUGCCAGUGCAAGCACAGAGACGGCAGCAGGCACCACCACGACAGCAAGUACAUCACUAGCUUCUACAUUAUCAGCCGCAGAAUCAACGCUGCUCACUGGCGCUGCGUAUGAAAAUGUAGUUGCAGAACUAAUGAAUAUGGGUUAUGAAAGAGAUCCAGUAGUGAGAGCUCUCAGAGCUGCAUUUAAUAAUCCAGAUAGGGCUGUAGAUUAUCUUUUGAGUGGUAUCCCAGAAAGUGUGUUAGCUGAAGCAGAGGCCCCAGCGCCUGCAGCUGCUGAGCAACCAGAACCUGCUGCAGCAAGGACAGAGUCACCAGCUACCCCAGCAACAGGUGGAAGUACUACCACCAUCGCCGCCACUACACCUGCAACUACGCCUGCAACUACGGCCGCCUCGGGAACCUCCCCAUUGGGUGGUCAGUCUGAGGAAGACCCCUUAGCUUUUCUUCGAGAACAGCCUCAAUUCCAGCAGAUGAGACAGAUAAUUCAACAGAACCCUUCGUUAUUACCUGCUUUACUACAACAAUUAGGUCAAUCAAAUCCACAACUCUUACAGCUUAUUAAUCAACAUCAAGAGCAAUUUAUUCAAAUGUUGAAUAAUCCUGUUGGAGGUGAACAGCAAAGCGGCGGAGGGGGAGGUGGUGGUGGCAGUGGCGGUGGUGCCCCUACUAGUGGGGGUCAAGUAGGUACAGGUCCUGGUGGAACGAGUUACAUACAAGUUACACCACAAGAAAAAGAAGCAAUUGAACGGGUAAGUUUGGGUAAAGGUUGUUUAUAUUGUUGCUCCCUAUUAUAUCAGAAUGUUGUAAUGAAUGAAUUUUACGUUUUUACAGGUAAUAAAAUGGUUCUGGCCAAGAUGUAUUCCAAGUGUAAUUCUGAUAUCAGAUAUGAAUUGAUGAAGAAAUGUCACGUUGAUGAAGCUGCACAUAUACUGACGGGUGCAUUUCUUCAUGGUGAUCCUCUGACGCAAACUGUUGUCCCGUCUUAUGAAGCUGAAUUAUCAGCAAACAUCGGUUUAUGCACAGACUGUGCGGAGGAGGGUGUGUCGAUGGUUGCUAUUGAUAACGUCACUGGAGAGGUAGUUGGAGCCAUUACUGGAAAGCUUUGCCAUGGCAACAACAUUGAGAAAGGGCACACAGAUCACCCAAUGGUCACGCCAGAAUCCACUUCCUUUCUAUCAAUAAUCAUUCCUUUCCUGGAAGAAUUGGAAAUGGCUUUCUACAAAUAUCCCGAUUUCACUAACAACCGUGACUGCAUUGUAUUACAGAGUAUUAAGUUAGGGGUACAUAAAGACUAUGGAGGCAUGGGUAUUGGCACCAAAUUGGCACGCAUGCGCGGUGAAAUGGCCAGAGGAAAGGGCGUGAAGUUUAUUGUUGCAGCAUGUACUGGGUCAUUAAGUCAAAUGUUGUAUUCAAGAUUAGGUUAUGAGUGUAUUGGUGAAAUUUCAUAUAAAAACUAUACAACCAAAGAAGAUAAACCAUUCGCUAACAUCACAGUGUGCUCAGCAGCGAAACUAUUUGUAAAACAGUUUUGA
Saccoglossus kowalevskii is the source of this 2067-nucleotide messenger RNA. Its product is annotated as lysine-specific demethylase RAD23B-like. Gene Ontology annotation, biological process: proteasome-mediated ubiquitin-dependent protein catabolic process; nucleotide-excision repair. The record is from RefSeq and is a predicted model, not a curated record. NCBI's taxonomy places the organism in Eukaryota, Metazoa, Hemichordata, Enteropneusta, Harrimaniidae. Gene Ontology annotation, cellular component: nucleoplasm; cytosol. Gene Ontology annotation, molecular function: ubiquitin binding; polyubiquitin modification-dependent protein binding; proteasome binding.